Spodoptera littoralis (African cotton leafworm) is the source of this 1170-nucleotide messenger RNA. Lineage: Eukaryota; Metazoa; Arthropoda; Insecta; Lepidoptera; Noctuidae. The record is from the annotation of a GenBank genome assembly.
AUGGUAGCGGGAGACGUAACCCGGCGUGCAUCCAUCACGGCGCCGUCGAUGCACCGUCGGCCUUCAGCGAGACGCGGCUCACUCAUCAAAGGCUCACAGUCUACGUCACAGGAGGUGCCAUGGGACAUCAUCGACCGCUGCGCUCUACCGAUAGUACUGUGCCAUGCCUUGGCCGUGGUGCUAUCCACAGUCCUCAACGCCAUGCACCUCAGCUCCGUGUCAGUGUUCACACUCUUCCUCUGGUUCUCAAUCUCCGUCACCGGAUCUCUCUGGUUUUACCAUAAUCUUCAGGUAACCGCAGCUGGAAAAGCUGUGUUGGUGACGGGCUGUGAUAACGUGCUGGGAAAUGCUCUUGCAAGACGUCUGGAUGACCUCGGCUAUCAUGUCUUCGCUGGAUUCCAAAGUAAAGCCGGCAACAUAGACGCCGACAUGCUCAAAGAAGAUUGUUCUGGAAGAUUGCAUACACUCCAACUCGACAUUACGUCAGAAACUCAGAUUCUCUCGGCGUCUCUGUACAUCGUGGACCAUCUACCAGAGGGCGCUCAGGGGCUGUGGGCCAUCGUCAACUGCGAAUCGUGGUGUGCACUGGGUGAACUAGAAUGGGUGCCUUUCUCCGUCAUCAAACGUGCGAUGGAUGUCAACUUGCUUGGUCCAGCUAGGCUGGUGCAGGUGAUGCUUCCUCUAGUAAGGCGUGCACGAGGCCGCGUGGUGCUGGCCUCUUCGAUCCUCACCCACGUGGCCGCUCCAGUGCGCGGUGUCCAUGCUGCCUCGCUUGCUGCCCUGGAUGCUCUAGCAGCCUGCCUCCGUCGUGAACUCAAACCACGAGGCGUUGAUUGCGUGGUGGUGGCAGCUGGAGAAUACACAACGGGCAGUGCCUGGCUAUCCGAGGAGAAACUUCUGGAACAAGCGCGCGAUAUGUGGAAGAGACUCAGCGAUGAACAAAAAGGCGCAUACGGUGAAGACUACUUCGAAAACGCCCUGCGAAGCCUUGAGAAGUACACUAAAAGCGCUGACGCCGACCUGACCGCCGUGACACGUGCCCUGAGUGAUGGAGUGACACGCACGUUCCCGCUCGCACGCUACACGCCCGUCUCCCCCCGAGAGAAGCUAAAGUCCUUGCUCGCUGAGCACAUGCCGCGAUCCCUCUACGAAGGCCUCUACACUGAUUAA